Molecule: messenger RNA, 2985 nt
Organism: Exophiala oligosperma
Lineage: Eukaryota; Fungi; Ascomycota; Eurotiomycetes; Chaetothyriales; Herpotrichiellaceae
Exons: 3
Coding region: 636-1964 (442 amino acids)
Biological process (GO): regulation of DNA-templated transcription
Molecular function (GO): DNA-binding transcription factor activity, RNA polymerase II-specific; zinc ion binding
Source: RefSeq, a predicted model, not a curated record
GAACGAACGCCCUGGAUGGAGAGGAGCUUGGCUUCUGAUCUCUCGUGUCGUCCUCGAAGGAGAAGGCCUGUUCUAGUUCCAGCUUUGUUAUGACAUCGUGCGUCCCUCCAUGUUUUACUUCAGCUUCAGCUUCCUCGAGUCUUCGCUCCUCGCCCUUUGACGACGACGACAACAUCGUCACCACGCUCUUUCCUCAAACAGACGUACUCAUUUCUUGUGUGUCGCUGUUGCCUCUCGCUUUGACCAGUUUGCUUCUUCGUCCCAAGUCGAUCCCUUCAGCCCGCGCGUUGUUUGUACCCGGUCCCGCAUCCUGUGAGUCCUAUAUCACUCUGUUUGGUCAAUAUUGGUUGUGGACGAAAUUUGGGGCCACGGCAGGAAUCUUGUCCUUGUCCAGCGCUGGCACGGACAUCUAAAUAGGCGUCGGAAGUACCUGUCGCUACAUGGUCGAAGCGUCCUCCUUGCGCGUUCCCAGUGUUUGUGCAUACCAAACAACGUCUGAGCACGCUCUUUUGCGACUGUCGACUUCACUUUUCGGCUUGAAUUUGGCCUGGAAUUCUGAACAUUUUCUUCGCAGGCAUUAAUUACCGUCUAUGUCACCUUGAGCCGGAGGAAGAAGAGUCUCUCUGGAAAACCUGAUGCAGCAUUCACGUCCGCCUCAGUUUCCUCUCUGUUUGUCCUUCAAGAAGCACAGGUGUAGCAUAGACGCCUCGCGCCAUACGAUAGACCUCAUACUGCCGAAACCAAUCGCCGCGCCCGUCUGGGCUUCUCUUCCUACACCUCCCAUGUCCGGGUCUCCCCCGCCGGAGCCGCCGAAUGAACCACCACAGAUUGCUGGCCGACGACGGAAGCGAUCCCAUACUCCCCCAACGGCAAGCGCCGCUACCGUUGCGCCGUCGCCAGCGACGCCUGUCGAACAGACCGCUCCCAGACUAGGCGCGCAGACCAGAACAGGCGAGACUAUAGCAGAACUCCCAGUUCAGCUGGGGACUUACGUAGCGAGUUAUCCGAUUCCAGCCUCAUAUGCAGCCGGUUCAAGUUUCGCCACGUCCGCAACGUCCAGCCUGAGCGAGUCUUCUCGAUAUCUCCUCAGUCCAGUGUCGCCACGCGCCGCUCGGAAACCGAAAGCGCAUGUGGCUUCAGCGUGUGUGAAUUGCAAGAAGAAGCAUUUGAGAUGUGACAACAAUCGACCGUGCCGAAGAUGCGUGCAAAGCGGUAAAGAGGCGUCUUGUCACGAUGUCGAGCACAAGAAGAGAGGGCGGCCACCGUUGAAGCCAGAAGAUCCUUCGACGAGGCGCACCUUCGAAAGUGCCAUCACUCCAAUGGGCUCUCAUAUGGGAGGACCACCCAGGCCAUUGACAGGCCCAGACAUAUCAUCUUUCGGACAGCCUCCAGGUCCUAUAAGCCGAUAUCCUCCACUGCGACCCCAGGAUCCAUCGAGAGGGCCUCCGAUGAGAGGAUCGUUUCAACCCAUGUAUGCGCAGCCUUCUGUGUCCUUUAGCCCUGCGACAGCAGCGGGAACUUUUGCUUCUCCUACUAGACCUUAUUCGCAAUCUGGACCAGGACGCAUCCAAGGCCAAUUGCCGUCAUCGUAUGCAUCACCUCACUCUGAAUCCCCUCACCAGCAGAUUGCACCAUAUGGUGGUUACAACUAUCCUCCUAUGGCCUCACAAUACGGAGCAUCUGGUCAGGCCACAUAUUCCAAUCCUAUCUUUCCACGUCCGGCCAUGCAUGGGUCAAUGUCUGGUGAACCAAUGCCGCCUUUUGGUGGUCCGUCUAGUCUUCAGCUCCCGCCGAUACGUCCCACAACGUUGGGACCGAUUGAUCCUGCCAUAACACAGGCGGCUCAGUCGACACAUCAAGCAUCUCAGCAUUCUGAAGGAGCUCAGGACGAUGGAACCCAAGAGCCCGAUCCAAAACGGCCGAAGAUGGACAUCCAAGGGAUUCUAGGUCCCAAGCAGGACUGAAUAUUUUUGUCGCCGAUGGAAAACAACAGGCCUUGUUUUCAUCUGCUGUUUUUCAAACCACUUCCAUGGUGGCACCCACGAAUAUUUUACCUUUUUAUUUCUUUCUUGAUGAUAACGAAUGCUCCCAAAGAACGGCCUCUCACAAUCAAUCAUAUUAUGUUUUUACGUGUACAACACAUUUCACGGAUCUGCGCUGGUCGCAGAUUCACAUAUCGAAGAGAACGGCAGUCUACCUCAAGCCGAUUACAGGAAAUGUUUGGGGUUGACUUUUUUCCUCUUCUUUCACAACAGAAAAAGAGAAACAAGAAACGACACACCAGGCGCCAGGCACCAAAUACUUACCUGCUAAAGGUCAAUCUUUCAAUUCACGAAUACUAUUUUACGGGCAUGGACAGUAACCUAGCUUUAAUUGACGAAAUGGGAAAAGCUUACGAUCUUUUUGUCUACGGCCUGUAUUUAUAACAUGGACUCUUCGCCUUGCUUGGCUGAAAACGACGGACGAGUGCCAUGUACGUACUCGAUAAUGAACUUGUACUGGCUGGGGAAAUGAAACUCGAUCACUGGAACUCAGCUACCUGUUUCUUUAUCUCCAUGAGUUUUUCUCCUUUUUAAAGAAAAGCAAUCAAAGCUUUGAUGAUAGGCGCUAUGUGUGGUUUGCCUUUGGGUGGGCUGGACAAACACCAGGAACGAAAAGCCAGCGCCGUGAUUUUUUGCAGAAUACACAUCCGGAGACCUCCCCAGCCAAAAGAGAAAGGACGGUACGAGUAUGCAUUUGACGAUUCUGAAAUAGGUUGAUGAUGAUGCACGGCAGAGUUUGUCUUACUUUGUUAAACAAAUUAAAUAGUAUUCCGUAUAAGGAAUGGGAGGGGGAUUUUGAUAUAACAUACAGAGUAUGCGAACAUGGUGCUCGAUAACGUAAUAGAAAAAGCAGUCUCAAAUCAAAAGCCAAGAGACAAGAUACGGAUCUGAGAUCUCUUAUAUACACACAGAGAGACAGACAAACAAACGAACACUAUUUGAG